AUGGCUGCCGACGAGGAACAAAAACCGCAAGAUCUCUUCACUAGCGUGGGAGAACAGGCUCAAGAAGUAGAUGAUCAGGAAACUAAUGUUGCCGGAAGCAACGAAGUCAGACAGACCGGAGCGGAGGAUGCUGAGGGACAUCCAGUUCAGGAAAUCGAGUCGUUAUGUAUGAACUGUCACAAGAACGGAAUCACAAGAAUGCUUUUGACCAAGAUUCCAUACUUCAGAGAAAUCAUCUUGAUGUCAUUUGAAUGUACUCACUGCGGAUUCAAGAACAGCGAAAUCCAGCCAGCUGCACAAAUAGCCGAAAAGGGAUCAAGGUACGUGUUGAAACUUGAAACUAAAGAAGAUUUCAACCGUCAAGUCGUGAAGUCUGAGACUGCCUCUGUAAGAUUCUCAGAGUUGGACAUUGAGAUUCCACCAAAGAGGGGCCAGUUAUCAAACAUCGAGGGUUUAUUGGAAGAAAUGAUCGAAGAUUUGGAAUCCGACCAACCCGCCAGAGAAACCAUGCAACCGGAAAUCUACCAAAAGAUCAAAGAAGUUAUCACCAAAAUUAGAUCGUUUAUCAAUGCUGAACCCAACACCUUACCAUUGACCUUCACCAUUGAUGAUCCAGCAGGUAACUCGUGGAUUGAAUACCUUCCAGGAGAGCCCAGUCAUAAGUGGGCCAUGUACGAAUACUCAAGAACUGCUGAGCAAAAUGUGUUUUUGGGCUUGAUAUCGGCUGACGAUGUGGCCAGACACCAACAAGAAGAAUUGGCCAAUAAGAAGAAUGCCACUUCUAAGAACAUCUCUUCUUCUUUGAAUAAGAGCUCUGAAAAGGAUGACGAACAUAACCCAAGAGCUACGGGCUUUAUCUCUGACGAAACUGAAAUUGAAAAUUUUGAAAACGAAGUGCAAACCUUCCAGGCUACUUGUUCUUCUUGUUUCCAGCCAUGCUCAACACACAUGAAGACUGUUAACAUUCCUCACUUCAAGGAUGUCAUCUUGAUGUCGACUGUAUGUGAUCAUUGUGGCUAUAAGUCUAACGAAGUCAAAACAGGUGGAGAGAUUCCUCCUCGCGGAAAGAAGAUCACCUUGAAAAUCACCGAUCCUGAAGACUUGGCUAGAGAUAUAUUGAAGAGUGAAACUUGUGGAUUGUCAAUUCCAGAAUUGAACUUGGAUUUGACUCCAGGAACAUUAGGAGGUAGAUUCACUACUAUUGAAGGAUUGUUGACUCAAGUUGCAGAAGAGUUGAACUCCAGAGUGUUCAGUCAAUCAUCAGACUCUAUGGAUGAAGCUACCAAGUCCAGAUGGACAAGUUUCUUCGCUAGAUUGCAAGAUGCUAUCGACGGCAAAAUACCAUUCACUAUUAUUGUCGAAGACCCAUUGGCUUCUUCGUACAUCCAAAACGUCUACGCUCCAGACAAUGACCCCAACAUGACUAUCGAAGAGUUUGAAAGAUCCUUUCAACAAAACGAAGACUUAGGUUUGAAUGAUAUGAAAACUGACUAA
This is a messenger RNA of Scheffersomyces stipitis CBS 6054, 1494 nucleotides long. It is a transcript of the gene ZPR1, whose product is annotated as zinc finger-containing protein. The transcript has a single exon. Bases 1 to 1494 code for a protein of 497 amino acids. The record is from RefSeq and is a predicted model, not a curated record. Gene Ontology annotation, molecular function: zinc ion binding. Gene Ontology annotation, cellular component: cytoplasm; nucleus. NCBI's taxonomy places the organism in Eukaryota, Fungi, Ascomycota, Pichiomycetes, Serinales, Debaryomycetaceae.